Messenger RNA from Jatropha curcas, 1161 nucleotides. Its product is annotated as LURP-one-like protein (DUF567). The record is from RefSeq and is a predicted model, not a curated record. Lineage: Eukaryota; Viridiplantae; Streptophyta; Magnoliopsida; Malpighiales; Euphorbiaceae.
GCGGCCUCUUUAACAUUUUACACCAAACUAUUAAAAGCCAAAAGGAAAUUAAAUAAGCUCCUCUCUCCUCGCUCUCAAAUUGUGAGGCUGGAAACGGUGCCGUUUUUGAUCCCAGGAAUGACAAAAGUACAUCCUAACGUCGCCGCCGCACCCGCUACCGGCCCGACGGAGGAGAAGCUGAAGUCCUCUGCUCACUUGGAGGCAGAUGCGGUUGUUCUAACUGUGUGGAAGAAGUCUUUGCUUUUCAAUUGUAAUGGCUUUACGGUAUUUGAUAGCAAAGGAAACCUCGUAUAUAGAGUUGAUAAUUACAUGGGCGGAUCAGGUGCUAACGGGGAGAUCAUUCUUAUGGACGCCGGCGGCAAGCCUCUUCUCACCAUCCGCCGAAAGAGGCUGAGCUUGGCGGAUAACUGGCUGGUCUACGACGGAGAAACGGCGGUUAAUCCGCGGUUCUCUGUGAGGAAGAACGUGAACAUCCUUAACACGAAAUGUUUGGCUCACAUGAGUAGUACUAGUAAUAGCAAGAACAAACUCAUGUACGAAAUAGAAGGAUCGUAUGCGCAACGAAGCUGCGCCGUGUACGACGAGAAGAGGAGGAGAGUGGCGGAACUCAAGCAGAAGGAAGCAGUCGGCGGAGUUGCCUUUGGAGUCGACGUAUUCCGGCUAAUUGUAGGGCCGAAAAUCGACACUUCCGAUGCGAUGGCUAUCAUCAUCCUCCUUGACCAGAUGUUUGGUUCUUCUAGACGCUUCUAAACUUAAUCAAAUGAAAUUCUGCCGUAUUUUAGUCAUAUAUAUAUAUAUAUAUAUAUAGAAAUUCCGCCGCCACCUUCAACCCCUACUCUCUGUCGACACCUUCGUUACACCUUUUUUACAUUGAAUCCCCACUUAUUUUGCGUUCCCUUAUCUUCUUUUUUAUCCUUUUAUUUAUUUUGAAUUUUGGUUUGGGGUCACUAGAGCUUGGUUUUUUCCUUUUAAAUAAAAAACCAAGCUGCAAAUGGGGAUGUAUAUAUAUUCAAAAAAAUUAGCUUUUUUCUUUUUGUAAUUCUCUUUCUGGGGUUUUUUUUGGAUGGGUCUGGUGUAAGAUGGUGAUCCAUUUCCAGUGUAAUGGUAUUUUUCUCAUGUAGAGAAGUUUAAAUAAAUAAAAAAAUAUAUUAAUUAGCUUAA